Molecule: messenger RNA, 1384 nt
Organism: Myodes glareolus (Bank vole)
Lineage: Eukaryota; Metazoa; Chordata; Mammalia; Rodentia; Cricetidae
Gene: Igbp1
Product: immunoglobulin binding protein 1
Biological process (GO): regulation of dephosphorylation; regulation of signal transduction
Cellular component (GO): cytosol
Molecular function (GO): protein phosphatase 2A binding
Source: RefSeq, a predicted model, not a curated record
CCUUUUGGGCUCGUUACUGAGUUUACCUUUGACUUCUGUCCGAAUUGUUCCGGGUUUCUUUCUCCCACAAGAUGGCAGCGUCUGAAGACGAGUUACUGCUGCCGCGGCUUCCGGAGCUCUUCGAAACCAGCAAGAAACUUCUGGAGGAAGUGGAAGUAGCGACCGAACCCUCCGGCUCCCGGACAAUCCAGGAUAAGGUGUCCAAAGGACUGGAUCUCCUUGCGAAGGCUUCUGGAAUGUUAUCAGAACUUGAUUUGUUCAGCCGAAAUGAAGAUUUGGAAGAGAUUGCUUCCACCGACCUGAAGUACCUGAUGGUGCCAGCGUUGCAAGGAGCUCUCACCAUGAAACAAGUCAACCCCAGCAAGCGUCUAGAUCAUUUGCAGCAGGCUCGAGAACACUUCAUAAAUUUCUUAACUCAGUGUCAUUGCUAUCAUGUGGCAGAGUUUCAACUACCCCAAACCAAGAAUAACUCAGCUGAAAAUAACACUGCUAGCACCUCCAUGGCCUAUCCAAAUCUCGUUGCUAUGGCAUCUCAAAGACAGGCUAAAAUAGAGAGAUACAAGCAGAAGAAGGAGGUGGAGCAUAGGUUGUCUGCACUGAAAUCUGCUGUGGAAAGUGGUCAAGCAGAUGAUGAGCGUGUUCGUGAAUAUCACCUCCUUCACCUUCGGAGGUGGAUUGGUAUCAGCUUAGAAGAAAUUGAAAGCAUUGACCAGGAAAUAAAGAUCCUGAAAGAAAAAGACUCUCCAAGAGAGGAAUCAACUUCUCACUCAUCUCUUCCAGAGAAGCCUCCAAUGAAACCCUUCAUACUCACGCGGAACAAGGCCCAAGCCAAAGUAUUUGGAGCUGGUUAUCCAAGCCUGGCAACCAUGACGGUGAGUGACUGGUAUGACCAGCAUCAGAAAUACGGAGCAUUACCAGACCGGGGGAUAGCCAAGCCGACAUCAGCUGAUUUGAAAAGAGCAGCUGAGCAGCAGGAAGAUCAAGAACAAAAGGAUGACGAGGGUGACGAGAAAACUCUGCAGAGACUGCGAGAGUGGGAUGACUGGAAGGACACCCAUCCCAGGGGCUAUGGCAACCGACAGAACAUGGGCUAAUCUUCCUGAAGGGCGAACGGACAGCGUGGUGCACACCAAGGACAACCUCAGCAGGGUGCAGUGAAGGCAGCCGAGCGGAAUCUUGCUUUGCAUUCUGUAGUGUCAAAAUAAUUGCUUGUACCCUAGGUAAUGACCAGAGAUUUUGUUUGACUUUCUUACUUCUCAUCAUGGUGUAAUAUGAUUUCUCAAGUGGUCAGAGCAUUAACAGCUCUAUAUAAUCUAUGACGGUAUGAAUUCAUUCUCUUCAAAAAGUAAUAAAACCCCCUCUAUUAUGUGGACCUAUGCACAGA